CCCUCCCACCUCCCCAGCCAAGCGAACUUCGGGGCUGCUUGUACAAUGCAGCUGGAGUGUGGCCAGUGGCCAGGAGGGGGUUUGGAAAGGAGGCACACUCAACACAUCCACACACAGAGAGAGGAGCCAGGCACGCAGGAGGAAAAGUGACUGGAGUGGGGAGGGAGGCACAGAGUUUUUUUUAGGGUAAAGAUUUGCCAUUCACCUCCGCUUGCUGCAGCGGGAAGAGAAUCCAGAUGUGGCAAACUCUCCUGUUUGAAGCUAACUGAGAGUGUGGGCAGCGAGCAACCUCUCUAUGUUGUCAGCACUCGUCCUCUUGACACAUCUAAUCAGUCGGAGAGGAAAGUCGCCGCCAGUACUCUUUUCAUCUUGUUAACAUUAAAGGUUUUUUUUGCCCCCUGUUUGGCUUUUUGUUCGCGGGUUGGGAGGGAGGUGGUGCGGUUGGAAUGCAUUUGUUUGAGAAGCACAGAACAGCCUGAACAUGUGGAAAAUGGCACCUUUGCCAUGCCCUGGUGGGAAGGUGAUGCCGAAUCAAUGAGGCUGCCGCACCAUGGCCAAUGGAACAGGUCCGAGGAGUAUGCUGAAGUGUGUGGUGAUCGGAGACGGGGCAGUGGGCAAAACUUGUUUGCUGAUGAGCUACGCAAACGAUGCUUUUCCAGAGGAAUAUGUGCCCACUGUGUUCGACCAUUAUGCGGUCACUGUCACUGUGGGAGGUAAACAGUAUCUGCUUGGACUUUAUGACACCGCAGGACAGGAAGAUUAUGAUCGUCUGAGACCUUUGUCUUAUCCAAUGACUGAUGUCUUCCUGAUCUGCUUCUCGGUCGUGAAUCCAGCCUCAUUUCAGAACGUACGGGAAGAGUGGGUGCCUGAACUUAAAGAAUAUGCACCAAAUGUUCCAUUCCUAUUAGUUGGAACACAGAUUGAUCUUCGUGAUGACCCAAGAACUUUAACUAGACUAAAUACCCUGAAGGAAAAGCCUGUGACUACAGAGCAAGGGGAGAAGUUGGCAAAGGGGAUUGGAGCAUAUUGUUACGUGGAGUGUUCAGCAUUAACACAGAAAGGACUGAAGACUGUCUUUGAUGAAGCCAUAAUAGCCAUUCUAACUCCAAAGAAAAAUGUUUUGAAAAAAAGACUUGGAUCAAGAUGUAUAAACUGCUGUAUGAUCACAUGAGUGAGGAUACAGGAACAAAAGCUGAUCCAGCCCACUGUGAAGAACCCUCCAGCAACUAUAAAAUAGUGCUUGUAUUACAUAUAAUGUGUGCAUUGCAGCUAAAGAUGGAAGUAAUCUAGAUUCAUCGUCAACCGCACAAGUUUUGUACUGUCUGGAAAAUAAUAGCAAAUUGAUGUCAUAUGGAGGAAUUUAUUUCCCUGGAAAGUACAAUGUCAAAGAUUCUCAGGGGUUGUUUCAUUUGCAAAAGCUACAAUUUUCUUUCCCCCCUUUAAGUUAGGAAGCAAAUCAUCUGAGGCAUGCCACAGAAAUACUUAUUCUGUUCUGGAACAGUGUUCAAGAAAAGUAAACAUUUUUAUUCUACAAAAUAUAGCCUUGGAGAGAUGCCGAUUACCCACAUGUGGUUCUGCAUAGUUCGGAAUGGAGUUGGUUUAACCAAAUGUAUUAGAGCCUUCUCAACAGCUGCUGAAAUCAUCUGCAUUUGUAUGUGAGGUGUUUCUUGUGCCAGUAUAUCCAUAAUGGUGCGAUGACAAGACUGAUAGUGAAUCCAAGUGUUGCUCCAAGUGUACAGGAAAUUGGCCACACCUGUGAACAGUAACAACCAUAAUGAUGGGUUGCACAUGAAGAAACUCUUAAGCACAGAUUUUAAAACAACCUACUCUUUCCUUUUGCCUAACCUGGCUUUAAUCAGACGUUAAAAGUGAAAUCUGUAUAGCAAAGUAUCAAAUUUGUUUCCUAAUGCUGUUCUUUUCUGCAAGUGAGGAACAAGUUUAAAAAAAAAUUUGUACUUUCAUUUUCACCAUUACAGCCAUUUAUACACACACAGAACGUUUCUUAAAAAUUAUGACAAUUUUCUGUAGGGUUCACCUACUUUUGGCAAGUUUACUUAAAGAAUGUUAAACACUAAAACUUAUAUACCACACCUGUAUUAAUCUAGGUUUUUCUUGAGUUUAAAAUGAUUAUAGGAAACAUCCUCUUCUGUAGAAAAUGUGAAAUACAGCGACAUUAAGAGUUGCACGCUGCAUCAAAAAAUAAAGUUUGAUUCCUUUCCCCACCACCUCUCCAUUCAGUGUCCUGAAACUGGAUACUGAGGAUUCAACUUUGUAAUGUUGUUUGAUACAAAAUAAAUGUUAUUAUUUCA
Hemiscyllium ocellatum (epaulette shark) is the source of this 2309-nucleotide messenger RNA. RefSeq names its product ras homolog family member Q (gene rhoq). The transcript has 5 exons. Gene Ontology annotation, molecular function: GTPase activity; GTP binding. Gene Ontology annotation, biological process: small GTPase-mediated signal transduction. Lineage: Eukaryota; Metazoa; Chordata; Chondrichthyes; Orectolobiformes; Hemiscylliidae. The record is from RefSeq and is a predicted model, not a curated record. The coding region runs from base 551 to 1171 and encodes 206 amino acids.